Salpingoeca rosetta is the source of this 1456-nucleotide messenger RNA. RefSeq lists its product as uncharacterized. Gene Ontology annotation, cellular component: R2TP complex; cytoplasm; ribonucleoprotein complex. Lineage: Eukaryota; Choanoflagellata; Craspedida; Salpingoecidae. Bases 74 to 1456 code for a protein of 460 amino acids. The record is from RefSeq and is a predicted model, not a curated record. Gene Ontology annotation, biological process: rRNA processing; box C/D snoRNP assembly. The transcript is spliced from 4 exons.
GUUUUGCACAAGCAAGCAACGGCAACAGCAAACAACAACAACACACACCACGACCCACCUCACGUCCAUCACCAUGUUUGAGGAGGCGCUGAAACGGGCUGGCGUGGACGAGAAGGAUGAAGGGACGCUGACACGCGCGCAGCAGUUGUGGUCGUUCCUGGACACCAUGGCUGCCACCGACCCAAAAGCGUAUCGUGAGUUCAUCCGCAAGCAGAUGGACGAGAAGAAGAAGAUGGAAGAGGAGAUGCACCCACCAGCCGCCUUUACCCUCCGCGCAAAGAAUAUGAAGAACAACGACACGUGCCUGGUGUCGUUUUGUGGUUCGGACAAGGUGCCAUAUCCCCAGACGCCGACAUCACCGGUGCCUGUCGUCACGCGAAAGCCGGUGCAGACAACCCAUCAAGGCGAACCCACACAGCUGCUCGAGGUGAUCUUCAACCCUCGGGUGCUUUCGGAGUGCGAGGAGGAUGCAGAGGCGCACCGCAUGCUGGUCGACCUUGCCCUGCGCUGCAUCAACAGCAAGCACGGCGACACGUUCCAGCUGGACCAGGCGAAAACAGCCCGUCUCAAGCAGCCAUUCACAUACAAGGAACCCACGUUCCCGCCAUCCUUUCAGCAUCAUCAACAACAACAACAACAGCAGCAGCAGCAGCAGCAACAGCGAGGGCCUUUGGAGCCGCAGGAUUUGCUGCGAGAGUUGGCGCGACAACGCGCACAGAACGACACCACCGAUGAUGACGACGGCAGCGGCGAUGGUGAUGUCGCGAGCAGCGAUGGUUUGUUGAGUGCAGUGAAAAAGAGCAGCGGGCGCAGUGCAAGCGGCGUUGAAACCUCGAGCAUCCUGCUGCCGGGUGGCCUUCGCGCGAGCGAGGUCAUUGGGGGCGGCACCAACAGCGCACCAGCAGCGCCAGCACCAUCGUCGACAUCGACAGCAGCGACGACAGGGUUGAGAGAGACAACAGCGGGCGUGAGGGCAGGAGAGACUCGAGGUGUAUCACAGCAGCAACAGCAGCAGCAGCAGCAGCAGCAGCAGCAGCACGGGGUAGACAGCGAUAGCAGCAGAAGUGACAAGAGCCACCAGCGGACUCGCACUGGCGGUCACGAUGAUAAUGAUGAUGAGGAUGGCGACAAUGAUGGUGAUGGUGCGAGGCGCGCGUUGUCGUCACAGCAGCGGCCGCUCGUGCAGACGAUUGCGUCCACAUCCGGUGCCACCAUCCCCACAUACCGGUUUGCACCGUCGCCGCCACCCAACUCCACCGUGCUGGAGGUGGUGCUGCCUGGCGUGGCGACAGCAGCAGAUAUCGACCUGGACAUUGACGAUGACAGCGUGGAGUUGAGUGUGCCCGACCGUCACCAGCUGCAGGUAUCGCUGCCAGCACCAGUUGACCCCGACGCAGCGCGCGCCAAGUUUGUCAAGGCCACCGCCACCCUCGUCCUCACCCUCCCGCACCAGUGA